This is a messenger RNA of Ilex paraguariensis (yerba mate), 2525 nucleotides long. The record is from the annotation of a GenBank genome assembly. Lineage: Eukaryota; Viridiplantae; Streptophyta; Magnoliopsida; Aquifoliales; Aquifoliaceae.
CACACCACAGCACACUGAGUCACUCAACAAUGGCUCUCUCUAAAGCCGAUCUCAAGCAAAAAGUGAUCACUUGCCUCAACAAACUAUCCGACCGAGACACUCUUGCCGUCGCCACAACCGAGCUUGAGUUCAUCGCUCGGAAUCUCACAACCGAAUCCUUCUCUGCUUUCCUUAAUUGUAUCUCCACCACCGACUCCUCCGAGAAAUCUCCGGUUCGCCGACAAUGCGUACGUUUAUUAUCCCUCCUCUCGGCCGCCCACGGAGAUUCUCUCUCUCCACACGUCUCUAAAAUGAUCUCUGCCGUCCUCCGCCGGCUUCGAGACCCCGACUCCGCCGUCCGUUCCGCCUGUGUUGAAUCAGUCACCUCAAUGGCUUCGCACAUCACAAAACCUCCGUUUUCGGCUUUCUCGAAUCCAUUAGUACAAGAUAUCUUGAUUGAACAGGAUUAUAAUGUACAGAUCGGUGCUUCGAUGUGUCUUUCGGCGGCCAUCGAAGCGUCGCAUGAUCCUGAGCCAGCGGAGUUGAAGAAGCUGUUGCCGAAGUUGUUAAAAUUGGUUAGGUCUGAUUGUUUUAAGGCAAAACCGGCACUUUUAUAUCUCAUUGGAAGUAUAGCGAGUUCUGGAGGUGCUUCGAGUAAAAAUGUGUCGAGCUCUUUGGUUUCUUGCUCGGUUGAGUUCUUGAGCAGUGAGGAUUGGGCGGCGAGGAAGGCUGCUGCGGAGAUAUUGGCUAGGUUAGCUUUGGCAGAGAAGGAUCUUUUGGCAGAGUUCAAAGCAUCGUGUGUGGCAUCUUUGGAGAGUCGGAGAUUCGAUAAGGUGAAGGUGGUAAGAGAGUCGAUGAAUCGGGCAUUGGAGUUGUGGAAGGAUGUUGCCGUGGUUUCGGAUGAGGCUUCGCCUCAAUCACAAUCAAAUUCAUCUUCAAAAGACUGUGGUAAUAGUGGAUACCCCCCUACUGUCUCCAAAGGUUUCUGUGAUAUGGGCAUUGAAACUCCUCAACAGAAGAAAACAAUCAUCACAAGCAGGACACCUCCAUCCGAGGCUGCCUCCACCCAGAAAAGAAGUCCGCCAAAGAGUAGUCAAAAGAAACCAAAUGCACCAAUGUUCAGUAACACUGACAUAAAUAAACCUUCUGAUUGGAAAAUUGAUAUUGCCUUACCCCAGGCUUCCUCAUCGAAGGUGGCUUGUGAAGAUGAUCUUAGGAGUAAACACCUUGGGUUUCCUCCUUCUGCAGAUGGUGAUAGUAGUGGUUACUCAAAAAGACAAACAAAACGCUCCCUCUUCAAUCAAACUUGUGAUGAAAAACUGCAUAAAUUGGGAAGUUUGAAAUUUGGGUCUCGUGUGGUUCCAUUCCAUGAGAAUGAUUACUGCGAGUUGGACAUGACAGACGGUAAUAAUACUGAAGAGGUCUAUGGGAACCAGAAAGAGAUUGAAGAUCUGUCUUUGAUCCGGAAACAGCUUCUUCAGAUCGAACACCAACAAUCUAGUCUGUUGGAUCUCCUUCAGAGGUUCAUUGGGAGCUCCCAAAGUGGGAUGAAUUAUCUGGAGACGCGUGUAAAUGGCCUAGAGAAAGCACUGGAUGAGAUGUCACAAGAUUUGGCGAUAUCAACUGGAAGGAUUUCAAAAGGCUCUGCAGGAAAUACGUGUUGCAUGCUACCUGGUGCAGAAUUUCUGAGUCCAAAGUUUUGGAAGAGAACAGAAGCACAGUACUCUAUUUCAAGAUCCUCUUUCUGUGGGAGAACCCAAUCACUGACUGCCACCCACAGUAUGCCACAUAAAGAUGCAAAUGCAGAAAUGUUUAAGCUGGACAGUCCAAGGGAUCAGCAACAAAGUAGAGGACAAUCUGUUGCAAACCCAAUGGGAGAUAGGCGCACAAACUUAAGGGAAACUUUGAAGGCAUUCUCAAACAGAACACCAACAAAGAUAGAUCCAGAUGCUGAGAGAAUACGAGGGGGGAAUGCUGGUGUGCUUGAUGGAGCUUCACUUGCGAAGUGUAUGCAGCAGCAAACCUAACCACAAGAUCAUUUGUGUACCGGGAAUAAUUCAAUUUGCACCCAUUUUAUCCAAGAAGGAGACACCAUGAUUUUCAUGAGGAAAGCGGAAGGAAGCUUAUUUAUCUUGAUGGCUUUUUGAAUGAAUUUGCAAUUCCUAUUCUUUUGAUCGAGUGCAAUUCCUUGAUAGACACAACAGAAACAUUCCAGAAUUCUUCGCUCAGAGGAGCUGCAUUCAUAUGACUAGUUGCAAGGUCAGUGCAAAUAUCCCUGGAUUUGGGCCACAUUUAAUUUAAGUUUAUACAAAACGCUGCCUCACCAUUUGCUGUCUAUAUGUAGAGCAUUAAGUUUUCAUGCAACCGAAUUUAUAGCUGUUCCGGUUAAAAUAAAAUUAUAUGUUUCGCUGCAGAACUAUUGGUUCUCACAUAGCAUCAACACAUUAUAUGUUCAGCCGAUCUGCGUAUGUAUGUGUUAGAUACAUCUUCCCCCUGGUUGGUGGUAAAUGGCAAUAAAAUUAGGUGUUGCAGCUACCUGCUUGAGG